UCACAAGACUUUCUAAACCCACUCCACCAACAGCCAAAACCUUCUCUUUCUCUAUUACAGUUCACAAAUAUUGUGUUUAUCUCCACAGCCACCUUUUCUCCAUUUCUUUUCCCUUGAUUUCAGCUACAAAAGCUGAAUUCACCAAUUGUAUUUUGAUAAUUAAUCAAAUUGAUAAAAAAAAUCACUUGUCACUCUGUUUCAGGUAAACGAUAGAGGUUCAUGGGCUCUUCGGCUGUUGAGAUCUCGUGGCCGUCCUCCUCUAUUGACUCGUUUGAGCCCUCUUUCGUUAUACAGAUAGAGGGAGGGAAUUCAUCCUUUAAUUUGGACUUCCUUGAGAGUGCAAGGCAUUCACCACGUCCCCGUCUAGAUAUUCCAAAACCUCCUCCACUUCCUAGGAGAAGAUCGAAUAGGGGACUUGCAGCAUCAUGUUUCGUUCCAAAGGAAACGAAAGAUAUAUGGGAGAAGCUCUUCAGUGAGGGGUAUGGAGCCGAUGUGCACAUUUUGACAGACGAUGGAUCGAUAAUUGCUGCUCAUCAAAGUGUUCUGAGCAUUGCAUCUCCAGUCCUUAGGAAUCUUUUACAGCAGUCUAAAAUCAAGAAUCAUGUAAGAACUAUUCGGAUUCCUGGUGUACCGUGUGAUGCGGUUCGUGCAUUCAUCCGUUUCCUCUAUUCAUCUUGCUAUGGAGAAGAGGUGAUGCAGAAGUUUGUCCUCCAUUUACUGGUUCUAUCACACUCUUACGUCGUUCCAUCGCUUAAAAAAGUCUGUGAACACACGCUCGAACGGGGCUGGCUGACCAAAGAAAACGUCGUAGACGUGCUGCAGCUAUCAAGAAGCUGCGACGCUCCACGCCUUGCCUUCGUCUGCCUGCGUAUGGUAGUUCGCGACUUCAAAAGCAUCUCCGCUACCGAGGCGUGGAAGGUGAUGAGGCGCGCUGAUCCCACCCUCGAGCAAGAGCUAGUGGAGUCCGUUGUCGAAGAAGAUUCAAGGAGGCAAGAGAGGUUGAAAAAAGUCGAAGAGAAGAAGGUGUACGUCCAGCUGUACGAGGCGAUGGAGGCUCUGCUCCACAUCUGCAAGGACGGGUGCAGGACAAUCGGGCCUCGCGACAAGGCUCUCAAAGGGAGCCAGGUCGCCUGUGGCUUCCCCGCGUGCAAGGGGCUCGAGGCCCUGAUCCGCCAUUUCUCGGGAUGCAGGACGAAAGUCCCCGGCGGGUGCGUGCACUGCAAGCGCAUGUGGCAGCUGCUCGAGCUGCACUCGCGCAUGUGCAACGACCCCGACUACUGCAAGGUCCCUCUUUGCAGGCAUUUUAAGGUGAAGAUGAUGCAACAGAGCAAGAAAGAGGAGGUUAAGUGGAAAAUGUUGGUGAGAAAAGUGACAGCAGCAAAGAAUGCUCAGAAACUGCUUUCAUUUAGAAGGUUUUAGUUUUUAGUAAUGUGAAUACAUAUGGCCAAUAUUUUAGCAGGCCUUAUUCAGAUUGAAAUAAUCAAUGUAAGAAUUUAGCUGAAAUGAAAAAAAAUAUAAAUGUACAGAACAAUUUAAGUGUCUUCUUAUAAAGUUGUUGUCUUGGAUUUCUUCAGUUAA
Molecule: messenger RNA, 1578 nt
Organism: Salvia splendens (bonfire salvia)
Lineage: Eukaryota; Viridiplantae; Streptophyta; Magnoliopsida; Lamiales; Lamiaceae
Product: BTB/POZ and TAZ domain-containing protein 3
Exons: 6
Coding region: 220-1419 (399 amino acids)
Molecular function (GO): protein binding
Source: RefSeq, a predicted model, not a curated record